CUCACCGUUUAUGCACACAGAAUCUUCGUGACUUGUUCUCUAUCUUCUUCUUCUGCAAUUUCGUAGAUACCUUUCGCUCCAAUCUCAAUGGCUUCCUCUCUUGCUGUGAAGCGCUUCCUCUCCUCUUCCCUCCUCUCCAGGUCUCUUCUUCGUCCCACUGCCUCUGCUUCCCGCUUCUUCAAUACCAACACAAUGAGGAAGUACGACGACCAUGACGAUGACCGCAACCUCGACGUCGAUCGUCGAUCUGAUAGCUCUCUCCCUCGAGCUCCUCGCCGCGAUGAUUUCUUCUCAGGUAAUGUGUUUGAUCCAUUUUCAACAACUCGGAGUCUGAGUCAGGUUCUGAAUAUGAUGGACCAAUUCAUGGAUAAUCCAUUCCUCUCUGCGUCGCGUGGAAUCGGAGCUGGAGCUGGAGUUCGUCGCGGGUGGGAUGCUAGAGAGACAGAGGAUGCUCUGCUUCUCCGCGUGGACAUGCCUGGGCUCGGCAAGGAAGAUGUGAAGAUCUCCGUGGAGCAGAACACUCUCACCAUCAAAGGUGAAGGUGCAAAGGAAAGUGACGACGAGGAAGGGGGUCCUCGUCGCUACACUAGCAGGAUUGACUUGCCAGACAAGCUUUACAAGAUUGAUCAGAUCAAAGCUGAGAUUAAGAACGGUGUGCUCAAGGUCGUUGUUCCUAAAAUGAAGGAGGAGGAGAGGAAUGAUGUGAUCAAUGUCAAGGUUGAUUAAAAUAAGUUUCCUAUGUUAUUUGCAUAUGUAGACUUGAUGGAUCCUUUAAGUAGACAAAGAAAGCUUUAAGGACAUCGUGAGUGAUCAUGCUUAGUUAUGUCUACGUGAUUUUAACUUUUUUUUUUAAAAGGGAUUUCAUGGUUGAAAAUCAAGGAAUGAAUAUGGUGAUAAGUAUAAUAUCUUAAACUGAAUUUUCUGUUCA
Gastrolobium bilobum is the source of this 928-nucleotide messenger RNA. Its product is annotated as heat shock 22 kDa protein, mitochondrial-like. The transcript has 2 exons. NCBI's taxonomy places the organism in Eukaryota, Viridiplantae, Streptophyta, Magnoliopsida, Fabales, Fabaceae. Bases 88 to 726 code for a protein of 212 amino acids. The record is from RefSeq and is a predicted model, not a curated record.